Molecule: messenger RNA, 3475 nt
Organism: Mya arenaria
Lineage: Eukaryota; Metazoa; Mollusca; Bivalvia; Myida; Myidae
Product: aquaporin-11-like
Exons: 4
Coding region: 273-1115 (280 amino acids)
Biological process (GO): transmembrane transport
Cellular component (GO): cytoplasm; membrane
Molecular function (GO): channel activity
Source: RefSeq, a predicted model, not a curated record
UAUAAUAAUACUUGUACAAUACUAAUGCACGUCUGCUUAUGUAUUUUUGGUGUACCUGGCUGUCGCUAGUUUCUUAUCUUAGUUUCUUACGCGAUCUGUGAAUACAUGUGUGCACCACGAGUUGAGUUGAGUUGUAUGCUAUUAUACCUGUUCUUUCACAUGGAUAUUUAAAUAUAAACAUACAUAUGUGUGAAUAACUUGCUGACCUUGGAUUGCUAAUACAGCCGACCUGACGACCAACCUUCGUCGCUGUCAAUCGACAUCCGUUCAUCAUGGUUCUGGAUGACUUCACGCGCGUGCUGCUGGGGCAACUUCCGGCGGAAGAGUUCGUUUCCCCUUUCAACGCAUCGAUUAUGUAUUUCAUUAUUACGAUGCUAAUGGGCUGGACACUUCGUGCAAUAAACCACACAAUUACUCCAGAGCCUCUCAAAUCGUACGUCGGAAGCUUCCUAGCGACUCUCGAAAUGUGCGCGUACUUUUUCGAGAACAACUUUAUAUUUAAGAAUUUCGGAAGUGUUUGGCUAUUUAUUGCGGUUAUUAUUCAGUGUUUCAUAGCCAACAGGACCUAUUUCGGAAAUUCCGAAAAUCCCUGUCAUGCGUUUACGCAGUUGUUAGAGAAAAAGAUCUCGAUCACUGAGGGGCUCAUAAGGAUUGGUGUGCAGACGCUUGCAGGCCUGGCGUCGUACCGGUUUGCACGGACGUUGUGGUCACUCGACAUGGUGCCUGAUCACAGGGAACGAUAUCUAGAGACGGCGUGCGCCUCAGAUCUGAACGUAACGUUUCUUGUUGGUUUUCUGAUCGAGAUGGGGGCCACUUCCGUAGACACUUGGAUGGGCCGUCAGACGCUUCUGCAGAGAUCCGUCGUUGACGAGUUGAUCAAACUCGCUACUGGGUCCCUGAUGAUCGUUCUUGGGAUCAACAUGACUGGCAUGUACUUCAACCCGGCAAUGGCUUCCGGGCACACUUACGGUUGCUAUGGUAACGACGCUUGGGAGCAUUUCUUCGUUUACUGGGCCGGGCCGUUCGUAGGUUGUUACGUUGCCGUUGCGAUUGACAAAAUGGUUCAUAUUGACGUUGUCGAGAUGGCGAAGGAUCGCAAAAAGAAGGCGUCGUAGACGUUGGUGUUACGUUGACGCUGACGUUAAUUCGGCGUUCAUGGCAUUGCGAUUGUUUUAAACAUGGCUAUUUUGCAAAAGAAAUCCCAUGAAAGGCUCAAAGUAGAUUUUAUACAUGCUGUUAAAGCAGUGAUCAUUCUGUGUCUAAUAAUAAAUAACGUGUGUUACUUAACGAAAACGACGUAGUUACACUUGUUACGUAAAGCAGCCGUUGUUGGAUGAAGCCGUUUGAGGUCAAAACGUCUUUUAGUUUACUAUGGAAGUGUCCAGCGUAUAUAUACAUAUGUGAUCAUGUAAUUUUGUCGAUGUCGUUCAUGUCGAUUUGAUGAAUUAAAACACGAUACGUUGUCAAACUUAUGGCGACUUAUUCACUAAUAAACUGAAUAUAUUGGCAAAAGUUUUGCGUUCAAAUGUGGUUUAAUUAACACGUAUUUUCUACUUUACUAAAAUGAAAUCGACAUAUCAUGUGCAUAUGUUUCUGUCAAAACAUAGAUCGACAUAACUUUGGCAACAUGUUGUAUUAUAACUCGUAGAGUCGGCGUACAUUCAUUCUCGUUCACCAAAGUGAUGAUACUAUGCGUACCACAGAGAGCAAAAUUUAACAUUAUCAAACCUCUGAUGAAUUAGAAUGGCAUACAUUAUGUCAACAAAACUACUUGAUCACAUCAUCAGUAUAUACGGUAUGCGCUUCCAUAGUUAACAAACUUAUAGCUGUAUGUUGAAAAACCAAAUUUACCUAAUAGUUUACUAGAUAUUUUCAUUCCUGGGAUGUUACCCACAAUCCUCAGUAUUCCUUGAACGUAGAUAUAGUCCAUAUGUCUGUAUGUUUUAGCAUAACGAAUGUAUAGGCGUCCCUGCAACGUUUCUUGUACGUGUUCGUGUUAUGAACUGUCAAUUUUGGAUAUUGUCAGAAGUCCUUUGCCGGCUUAAACGUAGGUUAUUCGAAAUAAAACCAAAGUAAUGCACCAGUCAAUUUUAAGCACGGCCCCCAGGUCCGGGGGUAUACCGGGAAUAGCCGGGGAAAUGGGCCGUGUUUUUACCUUUCAGGUGGCCCCGCAGUGCCGGGUGAAUGCGGUGGUUUUGUCUUCGCUUUAAAUAUAGCUGGGAAUGGGCCUUACCUAGGGUCCCUGGGGUGCGGGGGCAUUUGGCGGGGAUUUUACCAAAUGUUCGUCCCCGCAGGGCGGGGAUUUUAGCCGGGGUUGGCUGGACCGAAAGUCAAAGUCCCCGCUAUUCCCCGGACCUGGGGGGUGGCUACAAUUGACUGGUGCAUAACUAUACUGGGUGUACGCUAUGUGGAAGCGUAUAUCGUAUAUGCUGAUAAUGUGACAAUACAGUAUUGUCGGCUUAAACGUAGCUUAUCCGCAAUUUUAUUUUGUCCUUCUACCGCUACGCUUAUUCCACCCGUUCUUAAUCAUAAAGAUAUUACUUCAUGUCAUCUAACUAUUAUAUAUACGAUAUACGCUUCCAUAAAAAGAUCAUGACAAUGACAUGAACUCACAAUUCUAUAAACUGAUAGUAUGUUUUACAGAAAGUGCAAUUUCAAAUGGCAGUGUUAUGUCAGUAGAAUAUAGACUAAUAAGUUUUUAUAUGUUACUUGUUAAUUGUUGAUUCCAGCAUUAUUCACAAUUCCUGAUUGUUUCAUAUGGGCACAAUAUAGGUUACACUUGAUAACUGCAUUUUUUUUAAUUUGAAUUCAUUUUUAAGUUUACUGGAUCAUAAACGAAGUUAACAUAAUAAUGCAUUAAAGCUGCCCUCUCACAGAUUGAACGUUUUAACGCUUUUUUUUUUAAUUUUUUGUCUUGAAAUGAGCCAAUUUUUGCGAAAAUACAUGGAAACCAGUUAUAUAAAACUGCUGACAAAAAAUUAGAUCGCAGGUUUUAUUUAAGUUCAAAUCUUUAUGUUUUAUGCAUUUUUCUUAAACCGUUAGUAACUGUUUAAGCCAUAAAACCUUAAUUUUCGAACGGAAAUAUGAAAAUCUGAGAUCUGAUUUUUUGUCAGCAAUCUUUUAUCAUUGUUUUGCAGAUAUUUACGCAACAAUUUACUCUUUCCAAUACAAAAAUUAAAAAAAAGUUGUAAAAACGGUAUAUCUGUGAGAGUGCAGCUUUAAAAUAAAAUGAAAAUGCACGUAUCAAGCGUUAAUCUGUAUUGUGCCCAUUUAGAAUGUAUCCUGUUAAUUGUUGAUUCCAGCAUUAUGCACAACUCCUGUUUGUUUUAAUAAACGUUCAAAAUUUUUAAAAAAAUAGUUUAAGUGAAUAUUUUUUGUAAAUGUUUUUGAACUCAGAUUCUACAGGAAGGCGUUUUGCUUUGAUACGUGGUACAGGAAUGUUAAGCAUAAUUUGAAUUUGUGCACAUGGGGUAUG